AUGGAGACGUUGAUGGACCCCAUGGAUAUCCGUUUUUCGCAGGACAACAUCGGAGAACAUUUCAGGGAUGGCACCUGCAUUUUUGAGACGCGCGACAGCAUCAUCCAAGGCAUGGAAAAGCGUGAGGUAGACAUGAUCCACGUUGUGGAGCGUGGGGCGUGCUAUGUCACGUUGGACAACCGGCGGUUGGCUGUGUAUAAGAUGGUUCGCAAGGCCGGAAAGUGCGGCAGGGUGAAGGUCAAGAUUAUGCGUCGCGAUCAGGUGGACACAGAGUUGAGGCGCAAGUCGGACUCCACCGUGGAAGGCUUGUCUGUGAAAGUUCGGGGGACUGACAUGGUGAUCCAUGCCGAUGGAUCUUUGACCGCCAAGAAGCCGUUGACCGACGGGCAGUUGCAGCACCGCGCGGACACGGGAGGCCACUGGUCUGACGAGCAGCUGGAGGUCAUUGCUACAGCCAUCAGGGACUUCGAGGCGGUGGUAAAGCAUGUUCUUGGAAGUGGUGCAAAGCUUGUGAAGGCCGGCAGCUUCAUGAAGGGGACUGACAUUGCUGGCGAGUCGGACGUGGAUGUGAUGGUUUUUGGAUGUGGUCCCAUUUCAGAAAGCAGCUGGCAAUCGCUCGUGGAUGGUAUCAGGAACCGCGGCUAUACCAUCCAGAGCACCAACCCAAGGUGCAUCCAUGUGAAGGCAAGCGCAGGCUGCAUCACCAUAGAGUUCGACGUGGUCGCAAAACAGCGGCAGGGCUUUCCUGCCAAUGCUGAGCCCACCAAUCCCUUCAAAGAGAAUCGACUUGCAGCCCGGGCAGUUCGCAACAUCAAGUUGGACUUUCUGGAAUCAGGGGAGGGGCGCUUCAGCGGGAAUUCCAUCGAAGAGGCUGUCCUCUCAGAGCAAGGCAAGCUGCACAGCGCGGGCCUCGGCAAGCUGAUUGAUGCUGCCAAGGCCACGCUCAGGGCAAACGUCACGGCAAAGCGCAAAAGCACACCUACAGCAGCCAGGAAGAACGACGCAAGCAAAAACACCACGGAUUGGGACGCGGUCGUAGGUCAAGGCCAGUUUCGCAAAGUCUUCAAGGGUCGCUACACAGUUGGUGACCGCGUCGGCCAAGCAUCAGCUGCCAAAGUUUUCAAGGAUGGUACAGAGGCAUUUGAGGAUGCUUUCUUCGCAGAGGAUGUCGCAGUGUCAGACAAGGCUAUCGAGAUCGUUGAUGCUUUCAACAAAGCCAAGAAGUUCAAGCACUUUAUGCAAGUCUGCAAGCCUGAUGUGUGGGUCAGGACUCGAACUAAACAAAGAUUUCUGGUGGAGCCCUUCCUCUCCAACUUUCAGCACUUCAAUUCAAACACGGCUUGGGCUGGUUCGACGCCGUGGGCCACAGCGCUGCAGUCUCUGAGCCAUUUCUCUUACCAUUUCUCUGGCGGCGAGAUGGUCCUGUGUGACUUGCAAGGUGCUGUGGAGACCAAGUCAAGACGCGCUGUUGAAAAGCCACCGUGGUCUUCACAGACCCGGCCAUCAACUCCAAAGGCAAACGCUUUGGACCGGCCGACUUGGGUGAGAAAGGCAUCGAGAACUUCUUUCACCACCAUGUGUGCUCGAAGUGGUGUGAUGAAAGCUGGAAAAAGCCCGCAGCGACACGUGCUCAUUUCACUCCGCAGAUGGGUACGUCCAUGA
Symbiodinium natans is the source of this 1662-nucleotide messenger RNA. Lineage: Eukaryota; Dinophyceae; Suessiales; Symbiodiniaceae. The record is from the annotation of a GenBank genome assembly.